Ambispora leptoticha is the source of this 1453-nucleotide messenger RNA. The record is from the annotation of a GenBank genome assembly. Lineage: Eukaryota; Fungi; Glomeromycota; Glomeromycetes; Archaeosporales; Ambisporaceae.
GUACUAUUUCAUCGCCAUUUGCAUCGGUUGAUCAAAUUUUGUUUCCAAACGAAGAAGAAGAUAUAACAGUUCUUGACAUAGCAGAGGAUCCAAGUACCUCUUUUCGUGUUAAAUUUGAGGACCAGGACUGGGACCAACAUUUAUCUCGUCUUAAACCUCUUGGUCUUAAUCUUUUGUUAAACACAAAUUGUGGUGUGUUACAAGGACGAAAACGCGCAGAACAACAUAGGAAAAAUUCUAGCUUUCACAUUCAAGCUAAGAUAAAACCUGCAAGACAAUCAUGUUUAUGCCGUCUUGGUAAAGAAAUUGGAUUUACCGAUGAUGCUCUACAAUCUUUUAUAAAAAGAAAAGAAAUAUUUGUAAAUGCGCCAUGUCAUCCGUCAUUAAAAGAUCGCAUAACAAAGGAUCAAUGGGAAGUUCCUAGCAUGAAUUCCUCGAUUUACGAAGAACUUAAUUCAGGAAGUUGCCAAUUACUGUCUGAUGGAAAUUUGGAGAUUAUACUUGAUAACUGUUCCGAUUAUUGGAAUGGUCAAGGACUGCAACCCAUGAGCGAAGUGAUUGAAAACAAGAUUUAUGAUUUUUAUCAAAAUGCUAUUAUUAAUGACAUGCAAUGUGUUGCAUAUGCAUAUCGUCCAAUAAAUGUUGUAAAUGGAAAUAAAAUCCCAUUUUUAAACUCGACUUCAUCUGAUUCAGGUGAUACUUAUAUUGUAUUGCCAAGUCCACAAGAGGCUGAACUUAUGUCUGAUUCCGAAGAUUCCGAAGAUCAGGAUCUCUCCUUGUCUCAAUUAGUUAGAUUACAUCGCCUGAAAAAUGGCUUAUUGGAAGCAAAUCUCCAUGAUUUUUCAUUUGACCAAGAGAACACAACUUCUCAGGAUGAAGAGUUGUUUUAUCAGGAUGUUAUUCAGGGACAGAUUUUCCUGGCAAUGGCAACACUUUGUCAUCAGCCUAAACCAGAUGUAUGCAAUUUCAUUGAAGAUCUUAGAUUAGCUGGUAUUCGAUUUGUUUAUUUCUCAUCUACUGCCGAAAGAGAAAGCAAAGCAUAUGCAGAAAGACUUGGCCUUGAGACAGAUUGGAAUACCUGUAUUUUACUUUCUUCACCCGGUGAUGAAAAUUCUUUUGGAGAUGGUUAUUUGGAAUCUCAUGACAUAAAAGCUCGUCUUCCACGUGGGAUAGUUAAUAUAAGGGAUCAUUUAAUGGAGACAGACGAUAUUCCGCUGCAAGUAUCCUUGUUUUCAGAAUGUACACCUGAAACAACGCAAGAAAUGAUUAAAAUAUUCCAAGAAUACGGAGAGGUUGUGUGUUGCGUUGGAAGUGCAUUGAACGCUUUUAAUACACAUAGCUUUGCUGUGGCAGAUGUAAGUGUUGCUAUUGAACCUAUGCACACACGUGCACAAACAAAGAAUGGGCUAUGUCACUUAGGUAAAGGGCGGUCUCCUAUGGCUCUUGGUGCGGC